Homalodisca vitripennis (glassy-winged sharpshooter) is the source of this 8089-nucleotide messenger RNA. It is a transcript of the gene tei, whose product is annotated as hemicentin-2. Gene Ontology annotation, biological process: cell-cell adhesion. NCBI's taxonomy places the organism in Eukaryota, Metazoa, Arthropoda, Insecta, Hemiptera, Cicadellidae. The coding region runs from base 365 to 2104 and encodes 579 amino acids. Gene Ontology annotation, molecular function: cell adhesion molecule binding. Gene Ontology annotation, cellular component: cell-cell junction. The record is from RefSeq and is a predicted model, not a curated record. The transcript is spliced from 8 exons.
CCGACUAGAGAGCAGCCAGUCGUCGCGCUAGAGUUCGGUAGUUCGGACCGCAGUCGUAGUCCUUGCAGAUUAUCUCAUCGAAUUAAAAACUUUUUAUUUAUUUUUUAAUCCAUUAUAAUGUGAAUUCUUUCUGUGUUCUGUGAGACUUAUACUUUGUGGUGACGUUUCCAAAGUCAUUGUAUACAAACUAGACAACUGACCAUGCUUCUGUAAUUUAACACUGAUAUGUUGUAAUAUAUUUUUAAAUAGAGUUCCUUUCCUGUGUUUCGAUGACUAGUGUUCAUUGAUGCACUCUGGUGGUGGUACAUCAGAUCUGUCAGUGUUGUUUGUGUAGUGUAUCGACGAUUAUGUGAUUAACCUCAACAUGUUGCUGAGCGUUGUUUCUACUGUUUGGAUUUACCUGUCUGCUGCAACGCUUAGUCUCCUUAUGCCACCAUGUCGGACGACGGCGCUGGUGACGCUGCGCCACCACCAGCACGGCGUGUUGUCCAGGAGGUCCCGGGAGGACGGCGGUGGUGGGGGCGGCAACACGACCGAGGAGGCGGCGCCCACAGAGUAUCUGGUGAGACAGCAUGAGGAGGUGAUACUGCAGUGUGAGGCGAACAGUUCGGGCUCGGGGGUGGUGCGGUGGCGCCACAACGGCCUGGAGGUGGAGCCGGGUCACCGUUACAACAGAGACCCCCAGGGACGUCUCACCAUCUCUAGUGUGCGGCUGGAGGACGAUGGCACUUGGCAGUGUGAUGACCGAGAAACAGGCUUCGCCAGACCCAUAUGGCUCGUCGUUCUUGAGCCCCCAAAAGCACCCUAUCUUCUUAUCGACGGGCGUCGCCUGGACCCAGGAAACCUGUUCAUACCGGUCAAGGAGAACACGGAGUUGACGGUGGAGUGUGUCUCCGACGGCGGCAGACCCAGCCCCAGUCUACAGUGGGUGUUGGUGCCGGGGGUGGGACAAGCAGACACCCUGCCGGGCCUCCAGCUGAACAACGACUCCGCUGAUCAAGGGCCCGGGGCCCGCAGUGAGGCCCGGAUCGCCAGGAUACUCAGAGCCCACCACAACGCCACGGUGGCAUGCCUAGUCAACCACGCCACCCUGCCCAACCCCCUCAACGCUUCUCUUCUUCUAGACGUUCAGUACACACCUUCUUUCAGCAUAAGUAGACUACCAGAUUUUGGAUUCCCGCUACGGGAAGGAAUCCCUGUGUCACUGAAAUGUGAGGUCGAUAGCAACCCUCCAGCUAGCCCUGUCUGGCAGAAAGACAACGCUCCACCACCAGUAGAACAGUCCGGUGAUGGGUUCUUAAACUUCACCUCAAUCCGAAGGGAGCACGGCGGCUGGUACAAGUGUACCAGUAGACAUCUACUCGGAGACUUCUCUUCUAUCGGCUAUCUUCUUAACGUUAGAUACGAGGUGCCUGAACCCGAGGUGACACCCGGGGAGAAUGCAGUGUCGGAGGAGGCAGCGGUGGAAGUCUCCCUUGGAGGGGUGGUCCAGUUGCAAUGCCCCAGCAAAGAAGGAGGCUGCUGGGGUAAGGUGGGGAAAGAUGGCUCUCUAGACCCUGUGGGCCCUGGGCCGGGUCUCCACGUCGACCGCAUCCUCUACCAGGAGGCUGGGGAGUACCGAUGUGUGGUCGCUCGAAGUGCGAAGCUCGAGAAGUACCGCUCGCACAACGUUCAUGUUGCCGUCACAGGUGGCCCUGUGGUGUACCCCAGCAACAAGACUGUUACGGUGGCCACGGGAGAAAGGGCCGAGCUGGCGGUGGAGUUCUGUUCCAAUCCGCCCUACAAUAAGGCCUUCUGGAUGACCGAGGGCAGAAUUUUCACGCCGGGCCAUUCCACACCUGAUGGAAUCCUUGCUCAUAAAAUUAUAGAGGGCUCCACCGCCCAUUGCUACAUCGCGGUGCUCGAGCUGUCCUGGGUGCAGCCUAUAGACCAUGGCGAGUAUAUGUUCCUGGUGAGGUCACCUCGGGGAGUGGCCGAGGCGUCAAUCCACGUGAAUGUCACCCUCGCCAGCGGCUACCUGGCUGCAGCCCGGGCCUCUCGCUUCACUGCCCUCCUCCUCUCCUUGCUCGUCCCCUACUUGAUCAACGUCUUGAUGAGGGUCUGACAGGUCCUGGUCGUCCAGUGAAGCCGUGUGUCUUAUAUAGUUACGAUAGGGGGGAGUCAACACCAUACUUGUAACAGUGAACUGGGUUCUGUUUAGAGCGUAGGUAUAUGACUGUGACGCACGGAUUCAGAUAAAAUAUAUUUCAAUGUUCACCACUAGAUUAGACCGCUUAAGAUUAAUAAUACUGAGUUUUUAAGCGGUUACGGAACAGGAAUUGAUGUACCAUUACAAUUAGGCAAAUAUUUGAAUCUUAAACAUAACUGUUUCGAUGAAGUCUAUUUUAAAGUGAAUUAAAAUAAGAUAUAAAUAUUAUAUACCAUAGAUACACUGUUUAAUGUCUGCCUAAAUUUAACUGCUAAAUAAAACAAGACUUAACAACGCUUUUAGAAGUUAAGAAGUAUACUCGUACAACCAUGAUCUUCAAUUAUCAAAAGUUUGUAAAGGUUCGAGACUUUUUUAAAGCACUGUAAAGAAAUGUUAUAGUUUUGAGUCCAAUCUUGAGACAAAAGGUUUAUAAACUACAUAUUUAUUGAAGGAGGAGAUCUUCUUAUUUGAAUACAGUAUUUUACGAUGUCAUCUUUGAUGUUGAAAGGCCUCGUGUAUAAAAAUAAAAUUAUUGCAUAAUUGUGACUUUUAUUUCAUCAAUUAUUACAUAUUUAUUGUAUAUUAUCCUGUAGUCAAAUGUUUGAAAAUUUAUUAAAAAUUCUUUAGAUGGAUUUCAAAGAGCAAUCAAUUUCUAUAAAUGACUGCAAACAUAUGAUUUUUAUUUUGUUAGAUUUAUUUUUAUAACGAUAUCUCUGCAUAAACACCUCGUUUGCUUUACGAUAGUAUAACUAAAAUUAAAGCUAUGUAUCCUUUAAAAAAUUGUACUAUAAAUAAUAGGUUUUCCUGAUUUAUAAAUUCAGUAUGAACAAGCCUGAUUACUUUUUUAUAAAACAUUAUUUUAAAAUUCUUCUUUAGUGUAAAUAAUAGUACUACAGAUUUUGAAACACAUUAGUUUAAUAUUUUACAUAGUUGAAAACAUUGCAUUACGUCUCAUGCAAAAGUUACUCUCAUGGUAAAGUACCCCACAAUCAUGUAUUUUGUGCUUAAAGGUACUAAAGUAAUUAUUUACCAUUUUAUAGAAAUUUUAUAAAAAAAGUUAAUAAAAAUUUUAAUAUGAUAGUAUUGGUAGAAAUGCAUCAAUCCGUAAGAAAUGUGUCACAGUCAUUAACUUACGCUCCGGAUUGUUCGAUGGGAGUUAUAUUAACUACACUACACUGGUGUUCCAAGGUUUAUAUGAAAUAAUUAUUACGUACACAUGUCGAUAGGGAGUUAGAUGAUGUGUAUUAUUAAUGUGAUAUAUGAGUCUAUAUAUAAGCUUAAAGAUGACUGGAGUUGAUAUAUAUUAGCGUAUUUUUAUCGGUUAUAUAGAUAUUUAGUUCUGUGUUAAUGUGGAUCGACUUAUCAAUCACAGCAAUGUUUUCAUUCAUGUUUCAUUGGGUCCAAAGUUCUAGACAUUGCACCUACAACAUGGAAUAUAGUUUUGAUUGUAACUUAAAAUUUAUAGCUCAUAUUUGGAAAUUGAUGCUGAUACACCGUUUUUACUGUGUUUUAUAAGUAUAAUGAAGAUUUUCGUGUAUGUAAAUAUGGCUAAGUCCCACAAAAUUUGAAAGAUUUGACAUUUUCUGCUAACACGUUUACUAAAGCAAUGCUUGGUAUUAAAAUUUAUAUUAAUUAAAUAAAAUAAAAUAUAUAUUUUCAUUUAUUACAUAUUUUACAUUAUUGUAAUUUCAAAGAUUCAUUUCUUUAUAAAACACGAAAACUACUCAAAAUAAAAUAAUCAUAUCAUUAAUAACAACUAAUUCAUAGUUCUAUAUUCAUACACCCUAAUUACUUAAAUUUGUAAAUGUUAGCCAUCUAAAAAUAUAACGGAAAAUGACCGGCAAUCCAUGUUUAUUUGCAUAAAACUCAUUUUAAAUUAUACUCGUAGUAAUGUUUUAAAUUUUGAAUCACUUUCACAAGAAAUUCAUUAAACUGUAAUUAUUUUAUUGUAAGCUUAGAGAGGUCUAGAGCCGACAACAGUUCGUUGAAUUGGAACCAAUUAUUAUUUCUAGACCACAGAUAUGCAUGCUGAUUAAUUCUAAAUGUUUGUUCAGCGUUUUAAAAUGUUGUUAUAAUUUGGAGUUAAUGAGUAUUGUUUGGAAAAGUAUCCGUGACCUGAUAAUUUUUAUUUUUUACAUGGAUUUCAUAGCCAAGUUACCCCCAUGGCCACUUAAGAGACUCAUUGAGGCUUUAGUAGAAAUAUAGUACUUAAAUUACUUCUUAAAAAUAACUUCAUUAUAUUUAAUCUAUAUUUACUAAAACUAAAUUUAUUUUGAAUUUGUGAUAUACACUAAUCAUAGGUAAGGGAAUUGCAUUCUUGAUUUCGUACCUAUAUAACGUAAAACUGACUAAAGAAAUUCAAAUAACUUUCAAAAAUGUACUUUCAAAUAACUGGGUUUAUAUACAGAUAGAGGCCCUUUUCUAGAACGUAUUUUUCCGUUGAGGACUCACUUUAAUUUAAAUGUAGGACUAUCACGUGUUUCAGCAAACUUUAGUUAAUCCAGUUAAAUAUAAUCGUAAUUAAAAUAUAUUAGUCUACAAAUCCAUGUGCAAUUAAAAAUAUCUUACUUGGUUCACUUUUUAAGUACGUUUCAUAUUAAUUUCUUUUAAUUUUAGAACUGAAUGGGGUACUCAUAUAAGAUAAUAUUGAAAUGCUUUAUUAAAUCAAAAUUUGAUAUAGUUCAUUUUAUAAUUUCAUUCAAUUUACAUAGUUUGUAUUAUUUUAUAAACUAAAACACGAAAAGAAUUUUGUUUUAAUUGAAUUAUACCAACAUGGAGAUAUCCUGUUUAUUGGUACUGUACGUAUAUGAAUCAACUUGAAAAUUUACCUGAAUAAAUUUAUAAGUAACUUAAAAUAAUACAUAAAAGAGAAAAUAAAUAAAAUUUAAAUAAUGUCUUCUUAUUGAUUAGUCCGUUGUUACUAAUCCUUUAUGAAUUCAUAGCAGAAACGGUCACACCUUUUAUUUUAUGGGAUUUUUGUAGUUUUAAAUCAUUGUGAUGAAUGUUUCACGUUACUCAUCAACAGAUAGGCGUUAAUAUUUACAUAGUCAACCGUCUCCAUUUCAAAGCUAAAUUUAUUUUUGUCUUAAUACGACUCCAAUUAAAGUUUAAUACGUUUUUUACUACGAUAAAUAAUACAUUGUAAAUGGUGAAAGGUACAUUUGGUGACGUAAUCCACUAGUCUGUUGUAGCUAGUGUAUUUUACUGUAAGUGGGCUACAGACUUCCAUGUUAUGCUUAGAUAGAAUAAGUUAGAUUAAGAUUGUAAAGACAGAUAAGCCGCAACAUAAGUCAACGUUUAUAUGCAAAUUUAACCAUACGUUUUCGUUAUUUUGAUUUAAAUUAGUGUAAUUUAUCUUGGUGCUUCUCCCCACAAACAUGACUUUUUACGUAUCGGAAUGUAUAUAGUCGAUUUAAGUUUGUAUACAUUAAUAAAACGUUAUUGAAGUUUGAGCAUAAGCAUUGAGAAAUAGCUAUGUAAAGUGUUUAAUACAAAACUUAAUACUAAUUAUUAAGAGUAAAAUGAAAAUACAGCGAUUAUUAGAGAAUUCUAUUUGUUGUAAACAUGUCAUUGUCAGAUGUAGUGCUCAAAGAUUUUCUAGAGCCUGCUCAAUCCUCAACCUCUUACAGUCCUUAACAAAAGUAACAAAAAUGCUCUAUGCAAAUUAUUUCUGUCACGAUUCCAGGAGUAAAUGUUGGGCAAAAGAAAAACAUUUGGAAGAAAGGAAUUAUUACUUUUGCGUAGACUUCACAAUAAAACUUUACUGAAGCAAAUUUUAUUUGGUAUGACUAAAUUUUAAAAUAGAAUAAAUUUAGUUCUGAAAUUUAUUUCAUUUCAUUUUGUUUUGACCGAAUUUUGUUUCUGAAAGAGUCAUAAUGUCGUAUGGAGUUCAAUCUACCAUAUUUCUUUCCAUGUUACUCUAUGGAGGAGGGUUUUUUCGGGAUGGUUGGUGGAGGAAUGAGCAAGUAAUAGAAGUAAGAUUUGUAUACCUUACAGGAAUAUGUUCUUUAAUACAAUAAAAGGUAUCAUUUAAAUGAUAAUAUUUGAAAUAUAAGAGCAAAAAUGCAUUAUAUUCAGUAAUAUAUAUAAUAUAAUAAUAUAUUCCAUUUCAACUGCAUGGAAUUUAAAUACAAACAUUUUAUUUUAUAAAAGACAUUGAAAAAAAUUAUUCACGGCGCAUGCACUGAAGAAACACAUGGUGGUACUAAACAAAAACUUAAUCUUAAAUUAAAAUUAUAAUUAUUGUGGGAUAACAAGAUCUUAGUUAUGAACUGAAAUGUUCAACGCAACCGUCAUCACACGCAUUGGUUAUAGCUAUAUCACAUAUGCCCUUACGUUAUAAUGUCCAACAUAUUGGAUACAAAUUACACUUUAUAACGUAAAUUAGGUUCCAAAAACUAAAAGCGUGCAAGUAUAUUUUCAAGAAUGUGAUUGUUUUACAUUAGCUUAAAGUUUAGGGAAUUAAAUAUUUAUUUUUAUUCCAAAUGGAAACAGCCUACUGUAGACGUUGUAAACCGGCAAGAUAUAUACAUGCUGAUUAAGAGUAGGCUGUAGUGAAAGUAUAUUUAUCUUUGGCUGUAGAAUAAUGGAGGAUGUCGCAUUUUAAAAAAAUGGCAUUAAUACACACAAACUAUUUUACUUUUCCUUUAAACCCGACAUUUUUUUCGAUGAAGUCCGAAAAGUUUAGAAAUUGUUUUCAUAAAUAUACAAUAUACAAAUUACCAAAAACUACUUGAUGAGUAUAACUCAUUUCUUUAGAAUGAGAUUUCUCUCAUAAGUCUAGAACUAAUAGUAAUGGGGUACAAAUGUUUUUAGUUUGUCGUUGACCUUAAUGGGACGAAAAUCAAGAUGGCACCGAAUACAUUUGGCUCUGAACACAGAGUUCUAUUACUAAGAUAAAUAGUAACUUUGUUUACUAUCCUUAUUAUUUAAUUUAAGAAUAACCAGACCUUUAUCUAUAUAGCUCUAAACAGUGUGUAAAGUGUUUUUGUUUAGUACAACAAUGCCAAUUUUAGUCAUGUUCAAUACUCCUGAAUUCUUUUCCAAAUCGACCAUAUUAAUCGGUCAAACGCAAGCGUCAAUUCAAUGUAGUAUAAUAUUUAAACUAACUACAUCAAAUUCAUAAUAGAUUAUCAUAAAACCACAGUUACUAGAAAUAAAUUCGAUUAUCAACAUAAUGAAGUGGAUAAAAAUCAGAUUGAAUGUACUGUAAAUAAACUGCAUAUGGUGAACAAUUCCAUAUGUUUUCCUCUAUUUAUCUCUUCAAUGUUUAUUUAAAAACAGCUCUCUCUGUUUCUCUCUCUGUCCUAUUUUGGAAUCUAUGAACCGGUCACUGUUUGAAACUUGACAAGUGGAUGUAUUUAGGAUAUUACGUCGAGCAUUCGGAAUUGUUUGGUUAAAUAAGUUUAGGAAAGUUACCAAAUAUUUUUUUAAUUAAAUCGUUGAAUAUAUUUUUAAAGUGUUAACGAUCAUGUGAUUGUAUAUUUUGUACGGUGUUAGACCUCUAAGUGUGUGUGUGUGAACUUUGUACAUGGCCUCAUGGCUGAACACCAACCUGCUGAAAUUGUUGCAUUCGUUUUAAAAUGUCAAUUGAAUAUUUUAUAGCAUUGUAGCUCAUAUUUUUAACAGUUUGUGUUGAUAUUAAGAUAAAGUUGCGCUAACUACACACUAGGGAUCGAUUGUUAAUGCCAGUAAAUUUAUAUUUGAAACAGUUGUAUAACUUAAUUGUGUACAGGUUCACUCGGCGAUGGUGAAUUGGGAACGUAUCGAUACUAACUACUCGAUAAUCGAUAUUAACUACUCGUUUACUGGCACUAAUGAAACGAUAACCUGACUGGUGGGUCGUUGUAUGAAUGUUACUCAUGUAAUACGUCCAACCAAUAAAGAUGUUGUUAAUACUGA